Mycosarcoma maydis (corn smut) is the source of this 999-nucleotide messenger RNA. RefSeq lists its product as uncharacterized. Bases 1 to 999 code for a protein of 332 amino acids. Lineage: Eukaryota; Fungi; Basidiomycota; Ustilaginomycetes; Ustilaginales. The record is from RefSeq and is a predicted model, not a curated record. The transcript has a single exon.
AUGCAGCGCGACGUUUCCUCCACCUCGUCGUCUCCCCUCAGCGCUGCGUCUUCUCCGUCCAUGGCAGCAUCCGCACUCGCAUCCGACACGCUUUCUGCCGUGGAUGAGGUCUCGAUGCCCGCUACGCCACCCGACGUUGCCGACAUUGGUCGCGUGCAUGUCGUAGAUUCUGCAGCCGCAUCUGCGGCUGCUUCCGCGAAUAGCGCCAGUCCCAUCAAGCGACCCGAGCUGUUCCUCUCCCUGUCACGCUCCAGCCGCCCCAAGCUGGUACUCUCACCUACCGACAAGCUACGCUUCUCCGAGCACAUCCAAGAGAGCAAGAAACGGUUUGCCGAUGACACCGCCUACCUACCCAAGUCGACCAACAUGGGCCUCAGUGAUGUCGACGCUGCUGCUUUGCUGUCGGUCAACCCGUACAACUACGCGCGGCCCAACGCACUUGGCUGGGAGGACGAUGACGUUGACGUCGACCGCGGACGCGCCCGCGCCAUGGCCAAACCAGGCAAGACCGUCUUUAUGAAUGCUUUUCCCUGCAUCUUCGUCUCGAAUCUCUCCAAUUCGGUCGCCUUCUAUCAGAAGCUGAUCGGCUUUUCGCUCGUGGGCAAGCCAGCAUCACAUCAAGCUGUGAUGCGUCGUGGGCCCGCCGCUCGUCCGCCUCGAUCUGCGCAGCAGCAGUACUCGGCCAUCCCCUCAGCGGCGGAAGAGCAGGGCGUGCGUAUCGUGCUGCGCUACCUUCCUGCUGAAUGGGGCGAGCUCAAAGCGGAUGGCAAUGGUCCCCCACAGCUGCUGAUCGUGGUCAGCAACGUCGACGAGCUCUUCCAAGAGAUUGUGGCCAAGCAGCAGCAAUUCAAGCCCAACGGAAGAGAGUACUUCCCUGAAGUUUUCUGGGGCAAAGCGAAGCUGCUCGGCAAGCCACAGAACAAGCCCUGGGGCACUCGAGAGCUGCACGUGCUUGACCCGGAUGCGAAUAAGAUCAUCUUCUAUCAUGAGCUCAACUAA